Gossypium arboreum is the source of this 3198-nucleotide messenger RNA. Its product is annotated as histidine kinase CKI1-like. The transcript is spliced from 6 exons. The coding region runs from base 1 to 3198 and encodes 1065 amino acids. NCBI's taxonomy places the organism in Eukaryota, Viridiplantae, Streptophyta, Magnoliopsida, Malvales, Malvaceae. Gene Ontology annotation, biological process: phosphorylation; phosphorelay signal transduction system. Gene Ontology annotation, cellular component: nucleus. Gene Ontology annotation, molecular function: phosphorelay sensor kinase activity. The record is from RefSeq and is a predicted model, not a curated record.
AUGUUGAACAACGAUACCAGAGAUAGAUUUACGUCUGAUUCUUAUUCAGAACACCAGAACUCGAUUUCGGCAAUCGAAGCCACUUCAAGGUUCUUGCUUCCUCUCAACACAUCAGCACUCAACUUAGCAAGAACAUUGAGCUCGGCGCUAAAUGGAUCCGAGCUAUCAUUUGUUACAAUUGAGAAAAAGGUGAUUGCACCGUCGUUGUUCAUUGCGCUUUCAACAAUUCCAAGUCUAUCACAGAUUUCUUACGUGGGAUUGAAUGGCUUGAUGUUUUCGUAUUACAAUGAUGAGGACGACCAAAAGCUAGCAGUAUUCUGCAACACUUCCUUUUCUUCCCAUUGGUAUAGUAUGCUGGUCAAUCGUGAUACUGGCGUCUUGUAUGGAAAGGCAAUUACUUUGAAUGCCACGAAUCGAAUAAACGAAACAUGGUUUCAAGAAGCCUUAAAUCGAACCAAAGGGUAUUUUUCUCUCGGCAAAGGAUGGAAUGAUGAUCAAGAUAGCCUAUUUCUUAGCUCUGUUACUAUGGAUGGAAGUGGUGUUAUAUCUGUUGGUUUCCCUGUUCAAGUGGUUAUUGAUCAUUUUGCAGCAUUAAACUUUAGUGGAGGGUACUUCCAUUUGGCUACCGUCGACGGGGAUGUGAUUGUGCAAUCCGAGCUUCCAAAUGCUGAAAUUAUAGUAAAUAACAACACAGUUUUAAUUCGACCAUCGGAACUUGACGGUAGUACGAUACGGAGUAUCAGUUACUGUUCGUGUGAACCUGUUGAUGGGAACAGAGUAUCGUUUCAUGGGAGAAUUAUGGGAGAGAAGUACACAUUUUAUUGCUCCACAGUUGAGAUUGCUGGAGUUCAAGCAGUGUAUGUGUUAGCGUAUCACAAGGGCGGAUUGGUCACCAUCAUUGAAGAGAACACCAAGCUAUCCUUAUUGCUUCUUAUUCUCAUGUUUAUAUCCAUAUUGGUUGCGUUCAUUAUCUUCAUUUUCUUUUCCAUUAGAGCAGCAAAAAGAGAAAUGUACUUGUGCGCUGCUUUCGUAAAACAAAUGAAUGCAACUCAACAAGCGGAGCGCAAGAGCAUGUUUAAGACUCGAACUUACUUGAGGGCGAACCACGACAUUCGAUCUUCCUUGGCUGCAAUAUCAACUUUGCUCGAUCUUUGUCAUGCCGAUGCUCAUCCUCACCCCGAGUUAGCUGCAAAUUUGGUUCAGAUAAAGAGUUGCAACAAGGACCUUCUAGAUAUAUUAAAUUCAGUAUUGAAUAUCGGUAAAAUUGAGGCCGGGAAGAUGGAUCUCGAAGAAGAAGAAUUCAACUUGGCUCAACUCCUUGAGAACGUUGUCGAUAUCGAAUAUCCUUCAGGUAUCAAAAAGGGCGUUGAUGUUGUACUUGAUCCUUGUGAUGGUUCCAUUGGUAAACUAUCUCUGGUGAGAGGUGAUAGAGUUAAGCUUAAACAAAUUUUGUUCAACUUACUUCGCAAUGCUAUUAAGUUUACAUCAGAUGGUCACGUCUCGAUUCGUGCAGUCGUCAAAAAACGAAGUUUUGAAAAAGAAAUCAUUGCUUCUAAUGGUAAUUUAGUAUCGAAGUGUCUAUCCCUAUUAUUUUGCAAGAAAGAAGACUUUGAGGAUAUGGAUGCACUUCAUAGAGCUGAACAAAAUCUCAACAAAAUGGAGUUUGAGUUCGAGGUUGACGAUACCGGCAAGGGAAUUCCUAAAGACAAGCAAGCAUCUAUUUAUGAAGAAUUUAUUCAGGUUAAGGAUACAACUGUCGGUGAAGGUCGCCUCGAAGAAGAAGGAUGUGGUCUCGGACUUGGUAUUGUUCAAUCCAUUGUGCGGCUGAUGGAUGGAGAAAUAGGCAUUGUUGAUAAAGAGCCUGGUGAGAGAGGCACUUGUUUCAGGUUCACUGUUAUGCUUACGGUUUGUCAGCCCGAGCCGACUCUCGAACCCUUAGAAGACUCUGUGAAUGGAGGUGAACCACGUUGUUCCAUUUCUAGGAGCCCUGCAGCUAGUUCUCAUGUCAUACUCUACAUAACAGGGGAAGAAAGGAAGAGAGUUCUGAAGAAAUAUAUGGAAAGCUUAAACAUAAAAGUGACAUUAGUAAAGCAAGGGAAAUGUGUUCAUCGGCUGCUCGAAAAGAUAAAGUGCAAGCUGGAUUAUUCUUACAGCAAUUCUUCAAGAAGGCCCGAGUCAAGUUCAGCAAACUUCCCAGCAAAAUCUGCAUCAAGCAGUUCUACUGCAGGAACAAAUGAUACAUCUGCUGGGAUCAAAGGAGGAAGUGAUAGUAGUUGGGGACAAUACACAAAGAACAACUCUAGAAAUUGUCCAACUUUCAUACUAGUAGUAAUUGAAUCCAGUCUUGGCAAUUUAUCUGAACUGUGCUGUGCUGUAGCUAAUUUCCGGGCAUGUAUUCCGGAUAACUUAUGUAAGUUUGUCUUGUUAGAUAAUCCGGUUACCCGUUUGAGAGGUGGAAAAGAAGAGGAUAAGUUAGUUAGUCAUUUUCAUGAACGAAUAAGUGAACCAUUCCAUGGAUCACGCUUAAUGAAAGUGCUGCAUCUACUUCCAGAACGUGAAGAAUUCCAACAGAAUUGCUUGGGGACCAAUCGACAUAGGACUUCUUCAUCUCAUCCUCCGUCACUUGAGCAGGUGGCAAUAAAUGAAAAUACAGAGAUGAGAAUUAAAAAGUCUUUAAAUGAGAAGACAAUUCUCAAGCAGGUGGUGAUAAACGAAAAUACAGAGACGAUGAUAAUAAAAAAGCCGAAUGAGAAGACAAUUCUCGAGCAGGUAAUGAUAAACGAAAAUACGGAGAAGCCUUUGAAUGAGAAGACAAUUCUUUUAGUUGAAGACUCUCCGCUAAAUCGAAGGAUAACAAGUGAAAGGCUUAAGAAACUUGGAGCAGAAGUUGAAGUGUGUACAAAUGGGGAAGAGGCAGUCGAUAAAGUUUGCAAGAUGUUGAAAGAAAAUAACAAACGCAAAGCUCAACCUUAUGAUUUUAUCCUCAUGGAUUGCCAGAUGCCGGUGAUGGAUGGAUAUGAAGCAACAAGACUAAUAAGAAGGGAGGAGAAAUCGUAUGGUGUUAGUAUACCAGUGAUUGCAUUAACCGCUGAUCCUUUAUCUGAGGAAGCAACUACCGGCGCUGGAAUGAAUUCUUAUUUGAUUAAGCCAUUGAAUCUUGAUAAAUUGCUUGAAAUUAUGUCAACUUUAUCUAAAUAA